This is a messenger RNA of Hevea brasiliensis (rubber tree), 746 nucleotides long. RefSeq lists its product as uncharacterized. The transcript has 3 exons. The record is from RefSeq and is a predicted model, not a curated record. Bases 112 to 651 code for a protein of 179 amino acids. Lineage: Eukaryota; Viridiplantae; Streptophyta; Magnoliopsida; Malpighiales; Euphorbiaceae.
CUCUUAUAUAAACAAACCACCCUCUAUUCACUCUCUCUCACAAAACCCUUUUGGCUGUUUUGUCAGUUCUCAGCAAAUCACUCUCAAGAAACCAACACAACUUUCCAAUCCAUGGCUCUUUUCAAAUUUCCUUUGCUUCUCUUUCUCUCCUCUUUCUUUCUCCACGCAGCACUAGGUGAGAUUGUUUGCGAGAAAUUGCCGAAGGAUGUAUGCGCAUUUUCUAUAGCAUCAUCUGGGAAGAGGUGCUUGCUGGAGACUUAUGCGAGGAGAGAUGGGAAGGUGGAGUACCAGUGCAGGACAUCAGAGGUUAUUGUUGAGCGAAUGGCAGAUUAUAUAGAGACAGAUGAGUGUGUAAGAGAUUGUGGGGUAGACAGAAACUCUGUUGGUAUUUCUUCUGAUGCACUUCUUGAGCCUCAUUUUACUGCCAAGCUUUGCUCUCCUUCUUGUUACCAGAAAUGCCCCAACAUCGUCGACCUUUACUUCAAUUUGGCUGCUGGCGAAGGUGCAUUUUUGCCAGACCUGUGUGAUGCUGCAAGGACCAAUCCCCGCCGUUCGAUGAUUCAGCUGAUGAGCUCAGGUGCAACUCCUAGUCCUACUGCCAGCGACUCAUCAACUUCUUUCAUUGGCGCUCCUGCUUCUGCUCCUAUGUAAUUUCAUCAUAAUAUCAUAUAAUUUUUUAUUCCAAAUUUAUUAGUGUAAAGCCAAUCAGUAAUAAAUUUGAGUUGAGAAUUGGGAUUGAGAGGCAA